This is a messenger RNA of Prorocentrum cordatum, 1209 nucleotides long. Lineage: Eukaryota; Dinophyceae; Prorocentrales; Prorocentraceae. The record is from the annotation of a GenBank genome assembly.
GAGGAGGAGGAGGAGGAGGAGGCGGGUCUUUUGGCUGCCCCCGCGAGCAGAGGCAGCGAUGGCGCCCCGCGUUCUCUCCGCGAGGGCCCUCCCUCCGCGGGCGUGGCCUCGUCGGCCGCCCGCAGCGUCGCGGGAGGCCUCGCGUUGCACCGCGCCCCGGCGCCGCCCGCGGGGAUACACAGUGCGGGGGGCCAGAGGGCAGCGCAGCUGGAAGAGGAAGCCGAGGCCUGCGCCCUCGCUCGGAGAGGGGGUGGGAGGAUGGGGGAGGGCAGGGCGGAAGGAGAGAGGAGAAAGGGUGGGACUGGAGGGCCCAAGGAUCUCAGCCUCUGUAGGCGUCUGAGGCGACGGAGCAAGCCUGCAUCAAAAACAAAUGCUCAACUGGCCUUGGCCUACUGCUUCGCAAGCCUGGGGCUCUGAUAUGGAGGGUGCGCAGCAUUCACGACUCGUUCCGGGGGUGCCUCCAGCACCAAAGCUCAAGCCCUUCAGCAGCUCUCGCGCACCUCGCUCUACGACUGGCUCGAGGGAUGCAAUGGAACUGCUGGAGCUCGAACUUGACCAGACCCGUCGGAGAUCAUGCGUAAAAAACAGAAAUAUCCGGAUGGCCUCACAUCGUCUGCGGCAUCAUGAGCUCUGCCGCGAUGCUGGCUAGGUGGUACCCCCUGCUGGACACCAGGAGUCCAGAAAAGUGGGUGGACCACCUCGGAAAAACAGCCAGAGGUGGCGCGGACGAGGCAGCGUCGUGGACGCCGAGCCACGGAGCGCAGGUUGCUCGAGUCGCACCGUCGCGCUCCACACGUGCGGCCCUCGUCGAGCUCUCGCGCACUCCAGGCUGCCGCGGUCGCGCCUCAGCCCGGGAGCACGUCGUCCGGCGGCCAGGGGCGGGCUCGGAGGCCCGCAGCAAGGAGCAGGCUGCGCGCCCGGAGGAGCCGGACGCCGGGACGAGACGGGAGUGGCCAUGACAGCCGAUAUGUGAGGCAGUGUACUGAUGCCGCCUCACCGGCAUGCCAUGCCCCCGUGAGGCCACAGCGCCUGGCAUGAUAUGUACAACGCGUUCAAAGUCGCCGACUGCCGGCAACGUCUCUCCGACCUCGGGCGCUCGCGGCUUCUCGUGCGAUACGUUUUUUCAGUGAGGGCCGAGCACGCUCCCUCUCCAGCCGCGCGGCCAAACUACCGCGGGAGCAGAGCGAUCUUCGAGCAGCGGCGGCUGUU